Anopheles stephensi (Asian malaria mosquito) is the source of this 2284-nucleotide messenger RNA. Its product is annotated as N-acetylgalactosamine kinase-like. The record is from RefSeq and is a predicted model, not a curated record. The transcript has 7 exons. Bases 431 to 1867 code for a protein of 478 amino acids. Gene Ontology annotation, molecular function: galactokinase activity; ATP binding. Gene Ontology annotation, biological process: galactose metabolic process; carbohydrate phosphorylation. Gene Ontology annotation, cellular component: cytosol; cytoplasm. Lineage: Eukaryota; Metazoa; Arthropoda; Insecta; Diptera; Culicidae.
UUGAAUACUUUUCAUUCACACACACAUCCAUCCAUCCAUCCGAUCAGCCACGCACAGCUGGCAUUCCCGAUGAUAACGUUCUCAUAAGUACGUGUCAGUUCAGUCUCCUUGCGUUGCUCCAGCGCAGUCGUACGCAGUCGAAGCCAGCAGAAGGAACUCCCGGAACGGCAAGCGCCACCGUGGGCUGGGAUAACCGCUGAAACAGCUGAUAAAACACACAGUGCGGUGUAGUGAACAGUUUCCACCGACGCAGGUUGCAUUGACCGGCCGGUACUUUACGCAAAACCCGUUUGCACUUGUCGCGUGAUUGCAAGUGCGAGUGCGAUUGUUUGUUUACAUUGAGCCACGUCUGAUCGGGAGCCCGAGACUCGAGCAGUGAGGUCGAUUCGGCGUUCGUUGCGAGCUCGUUUGGUUCGUGCUCGAGCUCACGAUGUCGAGCGAUCGGGGCGACCUCUGUGUACAAGUACUCGAAGCUCUACCCAACUGCGGGCGGCUGUCUCGGCUGUUGGAAUGUUUUUCGAACGAGUUUGCACGUGCUCCCAGCUUCGUUGUGCGCUGCAGUGGAAGAGUGAAUAUUAUUGGCGAGCAUGUCGAUUACUGCGGAUAUCCCGUCUUUCCGAUGGCCAUCGAGCAGACGAUCCUGCUGGCGGUGGCUCCUUCGGACGACAAUCUGCUGCACAUCAAGAAUGCCGACAGCAACUUCAAGCCGUACAAGUGUAAUGUGCUCACAUUCAGCAUUGAUGUGCCCAGUGCCGGUGGACCGAACUGGUACCAGUACGUGCUGUGCGGCGUGAAGGGAAUACUGGAAAACAGCACCAUACAGCACGAUGCUGCCCGAGGCAUGAUGAUUAUGCUGUCUGGCAACAUUCCGCCGGCAUCUGGACUUUCUAGCUCGAGUGCCAUCGUCAGUGCCACCGUCCUGGGGACAGCGUACAUGCAUAACGCCACGCUGAACAAACAAACUCUUGCCACCAUUUCUGCCGAGUGUGAAAAGUUCAUCGGAACGCAGGGCGGCGGCAUGGAUCAGGCCAUCGCGUAUCUGGCCCAGGAAGGAUGCGCUCAGCUGAUUGAGUGGAAUCCGCUUCGAGCUACGCCGAUCCAACUGCCCGCUAACGCCGUGUUCGUCAUAGCCAACAGCUUGUCCGAAGCGAACAAGGCGGCCACGUCGGAUUUCAAUCAGCGUGUCGUGGAGUGUCGACUUGCCAGCAGACUGUUGGCGAAGCAGAUGAAGCUCAACUGGCGCGAUCUGCAUCGUUUCGCCGAUCUGCAGAAAGCGCUCGGCCAUUCCCUGGAGCAGAUGGAAGCACUCGUGCAUGCCAACCUGGGCCUGACCGUGUACACUAGGAGCGAUUUGCUGAAGCUGCUGGAGGUAACGGAGGAGGACUUUUCCGCCAAUCUGCUAACGCCCAACACGCGCCAUUCGCAGACAUUCAAACUCAGGCAGCGUGCGCUACACGUUCUGCAAGAGUCACUCCGAGUGCAACAGUUUAUAGAAACGGCCAGAUCCAACCCAGUCGACUGCAUUCCGCGCCUGAAAUCACUCAUGAAGCAGUCACAUGAGUCCUUGCGCACGCUUUACGAAUGCUCGCACGAUAACCUGGAUCGGAUUGUGGAGCUCUCGGAUCAGCUGGGCGUAGGGACACGACUCACUGGAGCCGGAUGGGGCGGAUGCGUCGUUGCACUGUGUGACGGUGUGGAGGAAAGCCAACGCUUCGUCGAAACGCUCAAAUCGGAGUUUUACGCCAACCUGCCUAAGGCACAGACGUGCGACCUUGGGAUUCUGUGCUUUGCCACCAGCCCGCAACGAGGAGCCGAAAUUUAUUCCAUCGAACUGAAGCAACGCAACAUUUUGGGCCCCUCAGCGUAAGCUAUAAUUGCCUUCAGCUCGUUCUAGCAAAAAACGCUAUAGGAUAUUCUGUAAUUUAGUUACCAAGCUCAUUCAUGCCAUGGCAAGGAUAUCCUUCAGACUUUCUUUUACGUGCCAUGGCCAAAACAAGCUUAAUCUGCCAUUUUAAUUUAAUUGUGCUGCAUUCUAUGAUAGUUUAUCUAAGACAACUGUUCAACAAAAACCUUGUUUCAUCUGCCCUGGCCAAACAAAUCUGCUGAGUUUGGUUUAUCGUUUAAGUCUUGUUUAUUGCUAGAGUAAGUAACGUGGUAAAGCCGGAGAGGCAAGCAAUAAAUGGUAACAACAAGCAACGGACUUCUUUGCCUUUGUGAAUCUUGAAAUUCGGAACAUUUUUUAUACUAAACAUAACAAAUAAAUCUUAAAAAUUAAAAAAUAUGA